Vanessa atalanta (red admiral) is the source of this 1614-nucleotide messenger RNA. Its product is annotated as mucin-2-like. The record is from RefSeq and is a predicted model, not a curated record. Bases 42 to 1259 code for a protein of 405 amino acids. Lineage: Eukaryota; Metazoa; Arthropoda; Insecta; Lepidoptera; Nymphalidae. The transcript has 3 exons.
CUUAGUAUGGUUCCAGCGCAGACUGUCUGUGACCAGCCGGUAUGGAGGACGCAUUUGCACUCGUCGUUUUAACACUGUUACAACUAUGUCGAGCCGAAAUAUCAAAUACAGAGUGGUACGCGGCAAAUCUUAUAAACGACCCGAGCUACACACCAAAACCUAUUACUGAGAUAUUUACAACUGAUUUAAAUUUUUCACCGAAAAUUCCGACGAUAUCAACACAGACAAACACUCGAAUCACGCCACCUGCUACAACCACGACAAGUACUACUCCUGCAACGACUACAUUUAGUAACAGUGAUAGUACAACGCAGCAAGACCAGGCGCAAAGAAUACCGUUUCAAAUUGUAGGAGUACCAGGUCCUCAACAACCACAAAUAAUUACUCAAGCAGUCACUGACCCAAAAAAUGAACUCUCCAGCUUUUUGUUGAUUUUUGAUCCAAGACAACAAACCAGUCAAUUAUUUCCUCAACCAAUCAACACUUCUCCACCUACGUCGACUGUAACUCAAUCUACCACAACAGAAACUCCUACCACAUCAAUGCGAACUCGGUCAACAACUGUGCCACCACAAACUUCAACUCAAACAACAAACAUGCAAGAAACGACAAUUUUGCCAAGAAAUCUACAGCAACAAACGAUUCCUUUAGCGCCUACUGUGGUAUCACCAAGUUUCGUUCCCGGAAGAUGGGAUAUAAGAAACAUUGUUUAUCCAAAUUUCCCAAUAAUUAAUACCGGUUGCAACACAACAACAGUAUCCAACACAGUUGUUGGAAGUUCGACUAUAACUCCUCAGACCGUACGGCCAGGAACCGGAAGCGGUAAUCCUUUUUUGACAGUUCGCUUAAAAGCGCCCAAGGGCUCUUUAACAAACAUUCGUAUUAAUCCAACAACAACAACGAAAAAACCAACUACGACAAGACGAAGAAAAUCAAACAAAAAGUCAAACGAUUAUGAAAUAUGCUUAAGAUCGUGUGAUGGCAAAAAGGAGCCGAUUUGCAGCAGCCCUAUUGGAGUGUUCCCAAUUAAUCCAGAUAGGCUGAAGGGCUUUGCAUCGCUGUGUCACAUGGCGUGUCAUAACUCAUUUAGGAAGGACCUCUACGAAAAAGUGACCGAAGGCCGAUGUGGGAGGUUGCGUACCCGUAUACGACCCGUGGACAAGAACAAAUUAAACAGAGAAGAGUUAAACAAAGCCCAAUACACAAUACAACACAAUGCUCCAGAAACUAUUAUGGAAUUUUCGCCUUUAACGCGUUAAAAUAAGACACAUUAUAUCUUAAGUAAUUACUGAGAUUAGUCAAACAUCACACAUAAACUAGUCGUGUGUAUAGACAGCAUGUAUACGUUAACCCAUUCAAUCCGGCUGACGCUUAUUAGCGUCUGCGUUUAAAACACCGCGUACUUGGCUAUGAAACUUGAAUGAUGUUAUUGCAUUGAAUGGGUUAAAUAUAAAACAAUCCCUGUUAUUUUCUCAUUUUAUAAAUAUUUCUAUUAACUGUACUUUAAAAAGAUUCAAGAAGAAAAAUUAAAGUUUAUAAUGCACAAAUUGACGACCUCCGUGGUCGAGUAGUGUGUACACCGGUUUUCUUGUGAACGCCACUCCGAGGUCCCGG